AUGUUCAGACAUGACACAAACUCAAGUUCAACAAACGCCACAAACUCAAGUUCAAACACGACACAAAUUCAAGUUCAAAAAAUACAGAAACUCAAGUUCAAAAAACACACAAAAUCAAGUUCAAAAACACCACAAACUCAAGUUCAAACUCGACACAAACUCAAGUUAAACCAAUACCCAAUUCUCAAGUUUAACAAAUUCCACACCCUCAAGUUCAAAAACACCAGAAAACUCAAGUUCAAAAACACCACAAACUCAAGUUCAGACACGACACAAACUCAAGUUCAACAAACGCCACAAACUCAAGUUAAAACACGACACAAACUCAAGUUCAAAAACACCACAAACUCAAGUUCAAACACAAACUCAAGUUCAACAAACACACAAAAUAAAUUUAAAAAACACCAUAAACUCAAGUUCAAACUCGACACAAACUCAAGUUCAACAAAACACAAACUCAAGUUCAACCAAUACCCAAUUCUCAAGAUUAACAAAUUCCACACCCUCAAUUUCAAAAACACCACAAACUCAAGUUCAACAGUCGCCACAAACUCAAGUUCAAACACGACACAAAUUAAAGUUCAAAAACAACAGAAACUCAAGUUCAACAAACGCCACAAACUCAAAUUCAACAAACACACAAACUCAAGUUCAACCAAUACCAAAUUUUCAAGUUUAACAAUUUCUAACAACCUCAAGUUCAAAAACACCACAAACUCAAGUUCAAAAAAACCAUAA
Molecule: messenger RNA, 738 nt
Organism: Xyrichtys novacula (pearly razorfish)
Lineage: Eukaryota; Metazoa; Chordata; Actinopteri; Labriformes; Labridae
Source: the annotation of a GenBank genome assembly